Peromyscus eremicus (cactus mouse) is the source of this 1138-nucleotide messenger RNA. It is a transcript of the gene C8AH17orf58, whose product is annotated as chromosome 8a C17orf58 homolog. NCBI's taxonomy places the organism in Eukaryota, Metazoa, Chordata, Mammalia, Rodentia, Cricetidae. Gene Ontology annotation, molecular function: protein binding. The transcript is spliced from 4 exons. The record is from RefSeq and is a predicted model, not a curated record. Bases 1 to 921 code for a protein of 306 amino acids.
AUGACAGCUCGAGCCCUCUGGCUUCUCUGUUUGAUCAUCGGAUGGUCCCCCGAAACCCCGGUGGCGGAGAGAAAAGCUCCUCCGCCGCACCGAAAGCCCGGGGCCCGGGAAACGCCGGGCCCGCACGCGCAGCCGCUGCCCGAGUUCGCGCGCCGGCCGCGAGCCGCGGACGCAGGGCCGCGCGCCUGGCCGGAGCCCCGGCGCCGGAAGCCCGCGCCACCAGCUGACAACCGCGCCGGCUUCCGGGAUGCGGCGCGCGCGCCCGCAGGGCUCCCGGGCCCGCGCCUCACUCAGGCGGAGAACCGCGCGUCCUCGCCCGAGGACUCCCCGCGGCGCGCGCGCUCUCGGGCCCCGCGACCCCAGGGCGCGCGCGCCGCUGGCCCCGCCCACCCGAACCGGCCGCGCGCCGCCGCGCAGCCCUCUGGAAGCCCGCGGGCGCUGUCGCCCGAGGACGCCGAGCUGGAGACCCAGUCGUGCGCGCGCGCCUGCAGCGGGGACGCGGACGAGCGCGAGGCCUACUGCGCCAGCGAAUUCGCAGCCGUGAAUGGAAUCGUGCACGACGUGGACGUGCUGGGCGCGGGCCUGCGGCUGGUGACUCUACUGGUGGACCCCGAAGGGCUGUACAAGAUGAGCCGCCUGUACAUCACUCCCGACGGCUUUUUCUUCCGCGUGCAUAUACUAGCCCUGGACUCCUCCAGUUGCCAUAAGCCGUGUCCAGAACUUAAACCUGGAAGCCGGUAUAUUGUGAUGGGCCACAUCUACCAUAAGAGACGGCAGCUCCCUACUGCUCUGCUCCAGGUCCUGAGAGGGCGCCUGCGGCCAGGAGACGGACUGCUCAGGGGUAGCAGCAGCUACGUGAAAAGAUUUAACCGAAAACGGGAGUGGCAAGUUCGAGGUGCCACCCACACCCAGUGCAUGUGAACAGACCAGCCUGGCACUUGUGGGUCCCAAGAGACUUGGAACUCAGCAGGAAGACACAGAAGGUGGUUCGUCACAGCGGGGGUCCUUCUGUCUGAAACUGGGCCCACACCUUAAGAACGACUUGUGCAGCUUAGCUCUAAAGCUGACACUUUAUUUACAAAACGCUGACAAGGUAUGCUCCAGAGCACAGUGGGAAAGUUACAGUGACACACACACA